Molecule: messenger RNA, 966 nt
Organism: Ctenocephalides felis (cat flea)
Lineage: Eukaryota; Metazoa; Arthropoda; Insecta; Siphonaptera; Pulicidae
Product: proteasome subunit alpha type-3-like
Exons: 6
Coding region: 98-862 (254 amino acids)
Biological process (GO): ubiquitin-dependent protein catabolic process
Cellular component (GO): nucleus; proteasome core complex, alpha-subunit complex; synapse
Source: RefSeq, a predicted model, not a curated record
AUUUGAUGUUUCAAAAGUGUUUGUUUCUGCUGUUUCAUUCCGGCCAAAUAUAAUUUUUAAUAGUUUUGUGAAUAACUAAUAAGUUUAUAAUAUUAAAAUGAGUUCAAUUGGAACAGGGUACGAUCUCUCAGCAUCCCAGUUUUCACCAGACGGUCGUGUGUUCCAAGUGGAAUAUGCAAAUAAAGCAGUAGAGAAUAGUGGAACGGCAAUAGGUCUCAGAGGGAAAGACGGUGUAGUGUUUGCUGUUGAAAAAUUAGUUACAAGCAAACUCUACGAACCAGGAACAAAUCCCAGAAUCUUUAAUAUUGAUAAACAUGUUGGAAUGGCAGUUGCUGGUCUGAUCUGUGAUGCCCGCGAGAUUGUUUCUGCAGCUCGAAGUGAAUGUAAAUCAUAUGUUUCUCAAUAUGGUGUUUCUAUUCCUUUGAAAUUUCUAACAGAAAGAGUGGCUGGUUUGUUCCACACAUAUACACUUUACUCAGCUGUCCGGCCAUACGGAUGUGCUGUAUUAUUGGGAAGCUAUGAAAAUGAAGAACCAGUUCUGUAUGCUUUAGAUCCUUCCGGUGUAACUACAGGUUGUUACGGUUCAGCAAUUGGCAAAGCUAAACAAACAGCAAAAACUGAAAUAGAAAAAUUAAAAUUAUCUGAAAUGACAUGUAAGCAAUUGGUCAAAGAAGCAGCACGAAUAAUUUAUUUAGUGCACGAUGAGUUAAAAGAUAAAAAUUUUGAACUUGAAUUGAGUUGGGUAUGUGCUGAAAGCAAUGGAGUUCAUGAACGAGUUCCUGCUAGUGUUAGGCAAGAAGCAGAAAGCCAGGCGAAACAGGCAAUGGAAGAUGACAGUGACAGUGAUACAGAGGAUAAUUAAAAAUAUAUUAAAAGUGCUUGCUUGACUUAAUUUUAUAUUAAAAAAAUAUCCUUUAUAUUUGCAUUUUUAUUUACUUGUUCAAUUUUGAGAUAAAAUACAGUACC